Brachypodium distachyon (stiff brome) is the source of this 1021-nucleotide messenger RNA. Its product is annotated as EEF1A lysine methyltransferase 1. Gene Ontology annotation, biological process: methylation. NCBI's taxonomy places the organism in Eukaryota, Viridiplantae, Streptophyta, Magnoliopsida, Poales, Poaceae. The transcript has 3 exons. The record is from RefSeq and is a predicted model, not a curated record. Bases 69 to 818 code for a protein of 249 amino acids. Gene Ontology annotation, molecular function: nucleic acid binding; protein-lysine N-methyltransferase activity.
UCCCUCAAACUGAAAACCUCGUGCGCCGCCUCCCCUGCUCGGGACCUAGGCAAGAAGCGGAGCUGACAAUGGCCAGUGGUGGUGCAGAGGAGGAGAGGGUGAGGCGGGAAGUCGGGGAAGAGGACGACGAGGACGACGAGGACGACGAGCGGCCGCAGCUGAGCGCGGCGGCUGCGGGGGCGCUGCGGGAGUUCCUGGAGCAGCAGCUGCGGGAGCGGGACGAAGGGGGAGAAGGGGAAGAGGGAGGCGGGGUAGAGCUGGUCACGGAGGAUUGGCGGCUGAGCCAGUUCUGGUACGAUGAGCGCACCGCUCGGGAGCUCGCGGAGGAGGUCGCCCGCCUCGCCUCCGGCCUGGCCACCGGAGCCGCCGCCGUAGCCUGCGUCGCUUGCCCGACGCUCUACGCCUACCUCAAGAAGAGCAACCCGGAUGUGUCCGCGCAGCUGCUGGAGUACGACGAGCGCUUCGGGCAGUACGGCAGCGACUUCACCUUCUACGACUACAACCAGCCGGAGGCGCUGCCGCCCUCCAUGAAGCACGCUUACCGGAUCGUGGUCGCCGACCCUCCUUACCUGAGUAAAGAGUGCUUGGAAAAGGUUGCCAAGACGGUAUCCUUCCUUGCGCCGCCUGAAGGAUCAUUCCUUCUGUUGCUCACAGGACAAGUUCAGAAGGACCGGGCAUUGGAGCUCCUAAACAUGCGCCCCUGCCGUUUCAAGCCUCAGCACUCGAACAAACUGGGAAACGAGUUCCGGUUGUUCACGAAUUACGACCCGGCAGACAGACUCGGUGGCUGGGAGCAUACUGAUGGCUCCCACAUUUAGCUCAUUCAUGAUUCAUGUUGUUCACUAUAUGAUUGCUUUGGAAUCCUCAGAGCUGUCCAUUCUAUUUGAUAUGCUCCUAUCUUUCAUCUUUCUGUCUGACAAACUGAACCAAUUGCAAUGUUUAUGUUUCAUAAAUCUGUGUAACUGUUAUGUAUUGUUAGGUGGACCAAAUUCUUCACAUAUUUACUCGUUUUCAGCCCCCA